AUGGAAUGGUCCGUCGGACUCCUGGCCUGCCUAGUGGGCCUCCUCCCGAUGGGUUCAUUUGCGAGAACCAAAAGAGAUACUACCGGGAACUUGGUCAACACAGAGGUGCACAGUGCGCCCGAGCAGCGCUGGUCCAUGCAGGUGCCGGCCGAGGUGAGCGCGGCGGCGGGCGAGGCGGCCGUGCUGCCCUGCACCUUCACGCACCCGCACCGCCACUACGACGGGCCGCUCACGGCCAUCUGGCGCGCGGGCGAGGCCUACGCGGGCCCGCAGGUGUUCCGGUGCGCGGCGGCGCGGGGCAGCGAGCUCUGCCAGACGGCGCUGAGCCUGCACGGCCGCUUCCGGCUGCUGGGCAACCCGCGCCGCAACGACCUGUCGCUGCGCGUCGAGCGCCUCGCCCUGGCCGACGACGGCCGCUACUUCUGCCGCGUGGAGUUCGCCGGCGACGUCCACGACCGCUACGAGAGCCGCCACGGCGUCCGGCUCCGCGUGACCGCCGCCCCGAGGAUCGUCAACCUCUCGGUGCUGCCCGGGCCGGCGCACGCCUUCCGCGCGCUCUGCACGGCCGAGGGGGAGCCGCCGCCCGCCCUCGACUGGUCCGGCCCGGCCCUGGGCAACGGCUCGGCCGCCGUGCCGGGCCCGGGCCAGGGUCACGGCCACCAGGUGACCGCCGAGCUGCCCGCGCUGGCCCACGACGGCCGCUACACGUGCACGGCCUCCAACAGCCUGGGCCGCGCGGAGGCCAGCAUCUACUUGUUCCGAUUCCACGGCGCCUCCGGGGCCCCGGCGCUCGCCCUCCCGCUCGGCGUGCUUGGCCUCAAGGCGUUACUGCUGCUCGGCAUUCUGGCCGCCCGCGCCGCCGCCCGCCGCCGCCUAGAGCACCCAGUCGCCCAGGACACCCCACCACGGCCCCAGGCUCAGGAGUCCAACUAUGAGAAUUUGAGCCAGAUGAGCCCUCGGGACCCACCAGCGGCCACAUGUGUACCAUGA
Molecule: messenger RNA, 990 nt
Organism: Neomonachus schauinslandi (Hawaiian monk seal)
Lineage: Eukaryota; Metazoa; Chordata; Mammalia; Carnivora; Phocidae
Gene: SIGLEC15
Product: sialic acid binding Ig like lectin 15
Exons: 6
Coding region: 1-990 (329 amino acids)
Biological process (GO): regulation of actin cytoskeleton organization; regulation of osteoclast development; regulation of bone resorption
Cellular component (GO): plasma membrane
Source: RefSeq, a predicted model, not a curated record